Oikopleura dioica is the source of this 1725-nucleotide messenger RNA. NCBI's taxonomy places the organism in Eukaryota, Metazoa, Chordata, Appendicularia, Copelata, Oikopleuridae. The record is from the annotation of a GenBank genome assembly.
AUGUGUCGCUGGAUGCGCAAAUGGACAUGGCUGUGCUCGGGUCAGCUCAGCCACAGUAAACCCUACUCGCCCCUGUAUCCGAUGCUGUUCAAAUCUGCUCAAUCGUGGCGAAAUGGUGGUAGUCAAGAUGCAGGAAUCACUGCCGACGAGUUCAAACAGUGGGUAAAGCGCCGAGAUCCACGCCACCCAUCAGAAUCUGCCUUUCAUGGUCUGGCAAUUGUGGAUUUACUUUCACCAGCUUCCGUAAUCGCCGAUCAUGCAGAUUUGCCGCCAAUUUUUGACAAAAAAAUUCUCACCGCUGACGAUUUCAACGGUCUAAUGCGCACCAGCUUGUCUGAGAAGGAAAUUGAGCGAAUGUUUCCCCAGGCGGAAAACGUGCUCUGCUACCAUGCUUCCAAUUAUUUGAUCACUGGCGAAAUGCUCGACUAUCUUCAGAAUAAAGGCGUACUCUAUCGAGUGCACUACUUUACUCAGUAUUUUAGAGCGGCUCCGUUUGAGCACUUUGUGGAAAAAUUGGCCGCCGAGCGCAUCAAAGCUCACAUGGCGAAAAACUCUGUCCUCUCGCUCAUCAUCAAGCUACUAAUGAAUUCGAUGAUUGGCCGUUUUGCGCUCGCCGUCUCUCGCUUCCUGUCAACUCGCGUCGUAGAUAGCUCACAAAUGGCGCAAAUGCUGAGAACGCCAAUGCGCCGCGGUACCAAGCACCUUCGCGCCGAAGAUGUCUCACUCGAUCCGCUGCAUGAAGUGACGCUCAACAAGCGCAACGUCACCGAAGACUUGGCCGUCCACAUUCAAAAUUUUGUCUAUUUGGGACGCGGUUGUACUUUUUUCCUUUUCCGUUUGCUAGUUCCAAGGGGCCGGGCAAGCGCCCGGGGGUGGGACCUCCCCCCCAGGCAUUUUUUAAUUUUUUUAAACGUAUGGGAGCCCGUAUGGGAGCCCGUAUGGGAGCCCGUAUGGGAGCCCGUAUCAACCAAAAAGGCCGCCAAAACCAACGAGAAUAUAAUCAAAAACAAGGAAGCAGUUAUCAAUUCACACGAGCGGCGACGUACGUCCCGACGGCUACACAGCAAUCAGAAAAUGAAAAGCCUGAAGAAAAAGGUUCGAGAGAAACUUGCCAAAAUUCUGGAAGAGCCAUACGAAAAGCCAUUACCGCCGCCUCCGAUUCCAGCGCACGGAAUUGAGCCGCCAGCGGCAGCGCCACUAGCGUCGCAGCCACAACUACCACCGGGACCACAAAAAGAAAAACCUCUUCGCCCAUUAACUUCGAUAAUUGCAAAGAAUCCAACCGAAACCCUUCAAAAACAACUCUUCCUUCCAGACAAUUGGCCGAAAUAUCGACUUGCGCCACCGGUCAAAUACGCUUAUCCAAAGCAAACACUUCUCGGCUGUAAUGGGGAACUGUGUCUCUCCUGUGGAAAGUAUUUUGAUGCAGAAUACUAUUUGGAAAUUGAUAGAUGCAUUCGCGAGCAAAUUAUGCAGAAAAAGGACUUGUGUUUUCCGACGCGCGCACCUCCUCACGCCUUUUUGGAUGAGCCGAUUCUACUUGUCAAUUGUGGACACAUAAUCUGCAACUCCUGUUUGAUCAACAAGGCGGCUCCAGUUCGUGUCAAUACGCACACAGUCUACAUGCACGACUUUCCAUUUGUUAUCGAUCAAGAAGACAUGGCCAAGAUGCUCUGCCCGUUCUGCAAGUCGAUCUUCAACUGGGACGGAGUUUAUCAUUAUUAG